Molecule: messenger RNA, 2031 nt
Organism: Hemicordylus capensis (graceful crag lizard)
Lineage: Eukaryota; Metazoa; Chordata; Lepidosauria; Squamata; Cordylidae
Gene: RTRAF
Product: RNA transcription, translation and transport factor
Exons: 8
Coding region: 441-1178 (245 amino acids)
Biological process (GO): tRNA splicing, via endonucleolytic cleavage and ligation
Cellular component (GO): tRNA-splicing ligase complex
Molecular function (GO): RNA binding
Source: RefSeq, a predicted model, not a curated record
AAGCCACCCGAUGGCGCGGAUUUCCCAUUGAAACGAAGGAAGGCUGCCCCCCUUGUGCGCUUGCUCCCCCUAGCGGAGACGCUCUGCACCAGCGACACUCAAAUGGUUUUCCUGCAAAGGACUCGCUUGGCGGCGGCGCUUCCCUAUAGGCUCUGCAUCCCUUUCCUUUCCCGCCUCCGCUACUCGGCAUUGGUAAGCAUGCCUGCCAAUCAUCGUCUCCCGACCACAAUUACGGCAUCCUUUCCUCACAUGGCACGCCCAGCUCCCUUCAAACGCGGAUUGGCUUUCGUGGCUGCCCCUCCGGUGGGAGGGCGGAGAUUCUUCCGCGCAGGCGCGUCUCUUCUCUCGCCGUCUCCUCAGGCGACUGACCGACCGAGGAGCUUCUCGGUGGCGGCAAUUCCCGAGCCCAGCGGACUCCCGACGAGGCGCGGGCCGGCGCCAUGUUCCGGCGGAAGCUGUCGGCGCUCGACUACCACAACCCCGCCGGGUUCAACUGCCGAGAUGAAACGGAAUUCCGAAACUUCAUUGUUUGGCUCGAAGACCAGAAAAUCCGGCACUACAAAAUUGAAGACAGAGGAAAUUUAAGAAACAUUCACAAUGCCACAGAAUGGACAAAUUCCUUUGAAAAGUACCUUAAAGAUGUGAAUUGUCCCUUUUCCGUACAAGAACGACAAGAAACUAUUGACUGGCUUCUGGGAUUAGCAGUGAGGCUGGAGUAUGGGGACAAUGCUGACAAGUAUAAGGAUGCCACGCCAGAGGGGGCUAAAAACGCUGAUAACGCAGCCAAGAAUGCAGAGCCCUUGAUCAACCUGGAUGUGAACAAUCCUGAUUUCAAGGCUGGUGUGAUGGCUUUGGCAAACCUCCUUCAGAUCCAGCGUCACGAUGACUAUUUGAUGAUGCUCAAGGCAAUUCGCAUCUUGGUUCAGGAGCGUCUGACCCAGGAUGCCGUCACAAAGGCAAAUCAGUCCAAAGAGGGUUUGCCUGUUGCUUUAGACAAGCACAUUCUUGGCUUUGACACAGGAGACGCUGUUCUCAACGAAGCGGCUCAGAUCCUCCGACUGCUGCAUAUAGAAGAACUCCGCGAGCUGCAGACAAAAAUCAACGAAGCCAUUGUCGCCGUGCAGGCCAUUAUUGCCGACCCAAAAACUGACCACAGACUGGGCAAGGUUGGGAGAUGAGCGAAGCAAAGCCUUCCGGCUGGGAUGCUACUGGCAGGCCGUUCGGAGACUCCUCCAAACCUAGCAUGCAAUUCGGAAUGGAUAGUGAUCCCAUGUUUGGAAAGAAAACGGGCAGCUGCCAGCACUUCCACUCAAUAGCAUUUUUCUUUACAUAAAUAAAGCUUGGGUUAAAGAGAGACAAACUGUCAUCCUUUUAGUGAGAGGCUGCCCAGAACAACAGUGGCUCUGUUCCCCACACUGAGUUGAGUUUGUUCCCUGGGCCUGCGGCUGCCUCAUGGAGUCAAAUAUUUGUCCUUGCUUUUCCCUCUUUCAUUUCACUGGCUCACGGCACAGUUCCCAACCCGAGAGGUCUAGGCUCCAUCUCAAGUAUGGCUUUACCCACACCUUUCCAUGGCUCUGUCCGUCAUCCCCCCCCCCACCCCCGGCCAAAAAAGUCCAAAAGUAGUUUGCUUUAUUAAACUCGUGGAGUAGCAUAGAAAACAUGAGGAGUUACAGUCAGGUAGUGACGCACUUGUGCGCUCACCCCAUGCUGGAACACUUGUGGGGCACAGAACCUGAACUAGCUCCUAGCUUAUUCUCAUAGAAGUACUAAAUGACAUGCAUUGAGGCAGAAGCGACGAGAAAGGAGCGUUGCACGGAGCUGCUCUCACUUUCUCAAAACAGCUUUGCAUAGCUCCUAAAGACGAACAGGGUACUCUUCUUCUCAAAGCCCAGGUUUUCAUGCUGACAGCAGAAAGUCUUUCCAGACAGUUUCCCGGUUUGAGUCCAGCUGCCCCCCUUUCCCUCCCUUGUUUUGACAUAUCUCUUGUGAGAGUCUCUUGUUUUCCAAUAAAAACAAACAAUUGAGUAAGAA